AUUCUUUUUACAAUAAUAGGAAUAGUUGUUGUAAAUAAUUUAAGAAUUAUUCUGUUUUUGCAUAUUAUAAUUGUUAAAAAGUUAACAAAAGAGGAAUAAACAAGAGAGAGAGAGAAAGAAUAGUUCGUCGAAAGAGUUUUAACUUUGAGGAGCCGCUGAGAAAACCAAAGAAAGCUUCACUCUGAUUCGCAGAGACGACAUCGAUAAAACGCGAAGAACAGAAACUGCUCAGAUUUUUAAAUUUGAUUAUUAGUACUAUUUUCUUCUCUUUAAUCCAAUCUCGAUUUUCUCACUUUCUUCUCCAGCAGAAGGAAUCAUGAACAGAUCGGGAUCGAAGAUUUCGCUGUUCUAAGCUUCCGGGUUUGAUUCUUUCUCCCUCUCUCGUGAAAUUGGAUUGAAAUCUGGAGAUCUGGACUCGAAAGCUCGCGACUUUGCGCGUGUGUUGUGAUUCGAAAUUCGAGGACUUUUAAUUCAAGCCGAGCGAGAUUGAUUUGAAUCGUAGCUUUUUUUGAAGACAUGUUGGAGAAUCGAUCACCAGAUUCGUGUUUGAGUUCAAGGCUUUUCUCCGAAUCAACCUGGUCCAAGUCUUUCAUGUUUCCACAGGAUGACGACGACAAUAAGCUCAGCAACGGCAAGAAGAGAGCUUUGGAGGUUGUUGGUGAGAUCAGAGGCACCAAGUCGCUUAAACUAAUGGGUUUCUCUAUUACAUACGAUAGCGAUUCUUCUGACUAUUCUGAAGAUGGGUCUAUUCAGGAGCAAGAGCAAGGUGAUUCCAACAACAACGGUGGUGAUUCGUCUGAUUCACAUUCUCUUAUCAACGAGAUUGGUCGGGACAACUCCAUCGACUGUCUGAUCCGCUGCUCGCGGUCUGAUUACGGCUCCAUCGCUUCCUUGAGUAGAAACUUCCGUUCUUUGGUGAAGAGUGGAGAUAUCUAUAAGCUAAGACGGCAAAAUGGGUUCGUGGAGCAUUGGGUUUACUUCUCUUGCCAGCUCUUGGAGUGGGUUGCCUUCGACCCUGUAGAGAGAAGGUGGAUGCAGCUGCCAACGAUGCCUUCUAGUGUCACCUUCAUGUGUGCAGACAAGGAGUCUUUAGCCGUCGGCACGGAUCUUCUCGUCUUAGGAAAAGAUGAUUUCUCUUCUCAUGUAAUAUACAGAUACAGCCUUCUAACUAAUUCUUGGUCCUCUGGUAUGAAGAUGAACUCUCCGAGGUGUUUGUUCGGUUCCGCUAGUCUCGGAGAGAUUGCUAUAUUCGCUGGCGGUUGUGAUUCUCAGGGGAAGAUUCUUGACUUCGCUGAGAUGUACAACUCCGAGCUUCAGACUUGGGUGACUCUUCCUCGGAUGAACAAUCCGAGGAAGAUGUGUUCAGGGGUCUUCAUGGAUGGGAGGUUCUAUGUCAUUGGUGGAAUAGGCGGUGCUGAUGCCAAAGCCUUGACGUGCGGCGAAGAGUAUGACCUUGAGGCCAAGAAAUGGACUGAAGUCCCUGACUUGUCGCCUCCAAGAAGCCGUGCUGAUCAGGCUGAUGCGCGGCCAGCGGCUGAAGCACCGCCUCUUGUUGCGGUUGUGGAUAACCAAUUGUACGCUGCUGAUCACGCGGACAUGGAGGUGAGGAAGUAUGAUAAGGAGAAGAAGAAAUGGUUGACUAUUGGGAGGUUGCCUGAGAGAGCAGGCUCGGUUAACGGAUGGGGACUUGCUUUUAGAGCUUGUGGGGAGAGGUUGAUAGUUAUAGGUGGACCAAAGUACUCGGGAGGUGGGUUUAUAGAGCUGAAUUCAUGGAUACCGAGGGACGGUGAUCCACCGCAGUGGACGUUGCUUGAUAGGAAACAUUCUCCUAACUUCGUGUACAAUUGUGCAGUGAUGGGUUGCUGAAACAGCAUUUGAAGACCCUCCCAGAUUCUUGUUGAUGGGUCUAAAAGACUCCAUUGAAGGUUCCAAGCUCUCUCUCCAACCCCUUUAUGCUUCUUCUUCCGUAUUUGUUUUUCUUUACAAAAAAAUUUCAAUUUGAAUACAAUCAUCUCUGUAUUGGUAGAGGACCAGAAAAAGGAAACAGGUUAUAAUAAGUUGGUUAAAAGUUAAAAAGCUUUUUAGAGUUUGCCAGUAUCAUCUGGUUAACAUUGUUGUAUGUGUUUUUUAAUCCAUUUGUUUCCUAAUAAGUUGUUAUGUUUGUAGAGCCCA
Messenger RNA from Brassica napus (rape), 2172 nucleotides. RefSeq names its product F-box/kelch-repeat protein SKIP11. The coding region runs from base 517 to 1866 and encodes 449 amino acids. The transcript is spliced from 3 exons. Gene Ontology annotation, molecular function: protein binding. The record is from RefSeq and is a predicted model, not a curated record. Lineage: Eukaryota; Viridiplantae; Streptophyta; Magnoliopsida; Brassicales; Brassicaceae. Gene Ontology annotation, cellular component: nucleus.